Messenger RNA from Cephus cinctus (wheat stem sawfly), 2065 nucleotides. RefSeq names its product solute carrier family 35 member E1 homolog. Lineage: Eukaryota; Metazoa; Arthropoda; Insecta; Hymenoptera; Cephidae. Gene Ontology annotation, cellular component: Golgi apparatus. The coding region runs from base 152 to 1198 and encodes 348 amino acids. The transcript has 3 exons. Gene Ontology annotation, molecular function: antiporter activity. The record is from RefSeq and is a predicted model, not a curated record.
GAUAGCUCAGUACGCAUGUGCCACUAGAGUCUGUCGAUUUGUCACUAAAAUUAUAAAUGUAUCGCGUGUUCCUCUUGCAAUCUGUUACCGCGAAGUGGAGUGAACUGAUUGACGUGAGUGACAGAAGUUUUGGUUCCUCGCUCGUGGAGCCAUGGCUGACAAACGGGACAGUCGUGAGAUGAUGACAAUAUUGUUCCUGUGCAUAUUGUGGUAUAUUGUGUCCGGUAGUAAUAAUGUUAUCGGAAAAAUGGUACUCUCAGAGUUCCCUUAUCCAAUGACAGUUACGAUGGUUCAGCUAACCUCAAUCACCAUCUAUUCUGGACCUUUCUUUAAUCUCUGGGGUGUCCGGAGGUAUGCGUCUGAUAUACCUUGGGGCUAUUACUUUCGGCUAAUCGUACCACUUGCCCUGGGAAAAUUUCUUGCCAAUGUAUUUAGCCACGUCAGCAUAUGGAAGGUUCCUGUAUCUUAUGCUCAUACUGUGAAGGCUACAAUGCCCUUCUUCACAGUGGUCCUGUCUAGAGUUAUAUUGAAAGAAAAACAAACAUGGAAAGUUUAUAUGAGUCUUUUACCAAUUAUCGGAGGAGUAGCAAUUGCUACAUUGACAGAACUCAGUUUUGAUAUGAUAGGACUGAUUAGUGCACUGAUUGCCACAAUGGGUUUCUCUCUUCAAAAUAUAUUUUCAAAAAAGGUGCUGCAUGAUACUGGAAUUCAUCAUUUGAGACUAUUACAUGUUCUGGGAAAGUUAGCCCUGUAUAUGUUUUUGCCAGUAUGGUUAAUAUACGAUUUGCGACAUUUAUUGUACGAUCCAGUCAUUGGAGGUCCUGUUACUAUUAGCUACAAAGUUUUUGCACUCUUAUUUAUAGAUGGUAUGCUGAACUGGCUUCAGAAUAUCAUUGCUUUUUCUGUAUUAUCAAUUGUUACCCCAUUAACUUAUGCAGUAGCAAGUGCUAGUAAACGAAUAUUUGUUAUUGCUGUGAGCCUCUUUGUAUUAGGGAAUCCAGUGACUGGAUUAAAUAUACUUGGUAUGACAAUGGCCAUUAUGGGAGUACUUUGCUAUAAUAAAGCUAAGUACGAUCAGCGGCAGGCUAAAAAGAAGGAGGCACUUCUUCCUAAAUAUAAUAUGUUAAAUCAUAAUGGUACCAACGCCUUCAUGGUAAAUGGCUGGGCCAAUGAUACGCAUCAACUACAUGCAGUCUAGUCUCUCCAAAAUUGUAAUAUACUGUAUACCGACAAAUGUGUUGAGUUUUUCGAUUUCUUUUAUGAGUGACGCAGUUGAGUGAAUCAUUGCUUUAAAAAACAAAACUGAAAAGGGCAAAUGAUUAUGCGUUAACUCUUUUCCGCUCGAUCGUCUGAAAUUCAAUAGACAAUUUAUGAAAACAGAACUUUUAAAGAUAUUUAUUUUUGUGAUUUAAUUCUUCACACAAAUUUUUUUUAUAUUAGACUUGAUCGAAUAUGAGAUCCCGUGAUUCAGUUCUAUUGAUAAUACCGUGUAAUCGAUAUGCAAUUUACUAAUAUGCAUCGAAAGUUACACCUGCUGGCAAGGGUACGAUUCCUGCAUUAAUAUCAUACUUUACUUUGUGUAUAGCUGAUUGCUGGCCCAAUUAGCAUUGAUUGAUCAUCGUUUCACAGUAGCCUGGAUACAUUCUGCACUUGUUCCAUAACAGAUCUGGAAUGGAAAUCGUUAGCGAUCAUCAAUCGGUGAUAAAAUUGCCUCAUUUUUCAUGAUAUGGAUAUGUCAUUUCAUUUUAUCACAUAAUUAAAAAUCAAUGAAGAGUUAGAUUGCAAGAAUCAUUAUUAAGAAGGAUUGUCAUUCGGUCGCGAUAUAUUUUGUUUAGGCGUGCGAGCUAAAGGUACGAAAUUUUUGAUCUCCCAUGAAUAAAAAAAAACAGUUUAACAUCAAGGCAUACCUACUUAAUGAUUGAAUAAUACGAACUAUAAUGACAUACGGACGUAUGGGAGCGAAUGCGGAGAGAGCAUGUGGACUGUGUGCAGGAGGUGUUUUAGCUAAAAAGCAAUCUAUAAUAUAUUUAUUUUUAUAAAUAAACGCAUGCGUACAAAAAUAUAA